Molecule: messenger RNA, 1476 nt
Organism: Nicotiana tabacum (common tobacco)
Lineage: Eukaryota; Viridiplantae; Streptophyta; Magnoliopsida; Solanales; Solanaceae
Source: RefSeq, a predicted model, not a curated record
AUGGCGGAAUAUGAAGCUUUUAUUGUAGGACUCAGGCUAGCCAUCGACAUGAACAUUCAGGAAAUACUGGUAAUCGGAGAUUCAGAUUUGCUGAUACAUCAAGUGCUUGGAGAAUGGGCUACCAACAGCUCAAAAAUACUGCCUUAUUUACAAUGUGUGCAAGAUUUAAUCAAAAGAUUUGUCAAGAUAGAAUUCAAGCAUGUUCCUCGGACUCAGAACGAGUUUGCAGAUGCCUUGGCUACAUUAUCAUCCAUGAUUCAACAUCAGAAUAAAAGCUAUAUUGAUCAUAUACCUAUAGAUAUCUACAAGCAACCUGCCUAUUGUACUCAUGUUGAAGAAGAGUUCGAUGGGAAGCCAUGGUUUUAUGAUAUCAAGGAGUACUUGAAGAAGGAAGAAUAUCCAGAAAGUACUACACAUGUUCAGAAACGCACAUUGCGGAGGUUAGCUAAUCAUAUCUUUGGGAGUGGAGGAAUAUUGUAUAAGAGGACCCCCGAUCUAUGUUUACUAAGAUGUGUGGACGCUAAGGAGGCCUCUAGACUACUUGAAGAAAUCUAUGCUGGAACAUGCGGACCUCAUAUGAAUGGUUUCACUUUGGCAAAGAAGAUAUUGAGAGCUGGAUAUUUCUGGAUGACUAUGGAAACCGACUGCAUCCGAUAUGUACAAAAAUGUCAUCAAUGUCAAGUUCAUGCCGAUAUGAUACGAGUUCCGCCCAACAAACUCAAUGUGACAUGUUCGCCUUGGCCUUUUGCUGCUUGGGGUAUGGAUGUUAUUGGUCCCAUCGAACCCCCCGCAUCUAAUGGACAUAGAUUCAUCCUGGUAGCCAUUGAUUACUUUACCAAAUGUAUGGAAGCCACGUCAUAUAAGUCGGUCACCAAGAAAGCUGUAGCGGAUUUUGUCCGAGAUUAUCUUGUAUGUCGAUUUGGGGUCCCCGAAUCAAUCAUUACCGACAAUGCCGCAAACCUCAAUAGUGAUCUGAUGCAAGCUAUGUGUGAGAAGUUUAAGAUCAAGCACCGUAACUCUACCGCUUAUAGGCCUCAGAUGAAUGGAGUUCUACCUUUUGCAUUGCUGGGAUAUCACACCACUAUCCGCACUUCCACUGGGGAAACACCAUACCUUUUAUUAUAUGGUACUGAAGGUGUGAUACCCGCUAAAGUAGAAAUACCAUCUUUGAUAAUUAUACAAGACGCUGAGUUGAGUGAUGCUGAAUGGAUACAGAGUAGAUAUGACCAAUUAGCACUUAUUGACGGAAAAAAAAUGAAUGCAGUAUGUCAUGGUCAACUCUAUCAGAAUAGGAUGGCUAAAGCAUUCAACAAAAGGGUGAAGGCCAGGCAAUUCACACCGGGGCAAUUGGUUUUGAAGAGGAGUUUUCCGCAUCAAGAUGAGGCGAAAGGAGGGGCACUCAUACUAGCAGAUAUGGAUGGAGAAAUAUGGCCAAAACCUAUCAAUUCAGACGCCGUCAAAAGAUAUUACAUUUAG